This is a messenger RNA of Beta vulgaris subsp. vulgaris (sugar beet), 2334 nucleotides long. RefSeq names its product type I inositol polyphosphate 5-phosphatase 10. Gene Ontology annotation, biological process: phosphatidylinositol dephosphorylation. The record is from RefSeq and is a predicted model, not a curated record. The transcript has 11 exons. The coding region runs from base 442 to 1926 and encodes 494 amino acids. Gene Ontology annotation, molecular function: phosphatidylinositol-3,4,5-trisphosphate 5-phosphatase activity; phosphatidylinositol-4,5-bisphosphate 5-phosphatase activity; inositol-polyphosphate 5-phosphatase activity. Lineage: Eukaryota; Viridiplantae; Streptophyta; Magnoliopsida; Caryophyllales; Amaranthaceae.
ACCCCAGAUUAACAACAAUCCAGAAAUUAAUUCUUUUACCCAAUUUUCAUCCCUCUACAAGUUGCAAUUUCUUUUACAAAAUCAUUUAAAAAAUAUAUAUAAAUAAAAUAAAAAACAUCUGAAUAUUCACAUGCAAACAAGAAUUAUAGCAUUUCCCAGGAAAUUCUGGUUUCUUGGGAAUUUCAAUCAAACAACAUUUUGACCCUUUCUUUUCUCAUCAAUAAAUUCUCUCUUCCCUCUUCUUUGUAGCACCAAAUAUUUCCAGUAAAAUUUGAUACCUUUCUCCAAUUUACAAGACAAGUUUCUAUUUUUUUUCUCUCUCCUAAAAUACUUGCUCGGAAAUCCAGAUCAAGAAACCACCCUCCUCAUGUUUUUGUCUCAGUUUAUGGGAUUUGGAGUUCCUGGGCCAAAGCAAUUUACCAAAUUCUUGAUGGUCUUAGGAUGGCUUUGAGAUCAAUUGAAGAUAGAAAAAGCAAGUCUUUGAUUCAUAAAAUGUUUUCAGCUAAGGACAGAAGUAGAAGAGGGAUCAAUCACUCUUCUGAAAUAGAGGCAUUCCCUCGCUUUGGUACCGAAAUGCAGGCAGAUCAAAAUGCCAAGACCUUAAAGACUUUUGUAGCUACUUGGAAUGUGGGAGGGAAGCCUCCUGAGAAUAGCCUUGUUUUGGAUGAUUUUCUCCAGCUUAGUGCUCCUUCGGAUAUCUACGUCUUAGGUUUUCAGGAGAUUGUCCCAUUAAAUGCUGGAAAUGUGCUUGUUUUGGAAGACAGUGAACCAGCCGCAAGAUGGUUGGCUCUCAUCAAUCAAUCUCUUAAUGGUUCUAACAACCACUUCCAAACACUACGAAAAACAACAUCUAUGAUGGAUGCAAAAACAUGCCAUGGGACAAGGGCUGCCAAACUAACAAGCACACCGAGUGGUUCACUUUUCUUUCCUAAGUACUCGCUCAAAGCUGUGAGUAAGCAAUUCAGGACAGAAAGCAAAAAAAGGCUCAAGACUUGCAAUUGUGUUUCGGAGUUAGAGAGAAGAUACACGAGAGAUUCUUGUUUCCGCUGUCAGCAAAGUAAUUUCAGCGAUGAUGACUUCUCAUCAGAAGAAGAUGACGGGCCAAAUAGUGUUGUUUUAUCAGAAAUCAUAAAUUCUUCUGGACAUAACCAAAAAUACAGUUUAAUUGUGAGCAAGCAGAUGGUUGGAAUCUUUCUCACCAUUUGGGUGAGGAGGGAGCUUGUUCAACACAUUAGUCACCUGAAAACUUCUUGUAUUAGUCGUGGUAUCAUGGGCCUUGGUAACAAGGGCUGUAUCGCUGUGAGCAUGCUUUUGUACAAGACGAGCUUUUGCUUCAUAUGCAGCCACCUAGCAUCUGGUGAGAAAGAAGGAGACGAGCUCAGGAGGAAUCUGGACGUCAUAGAGAUACUUAAAUGUACUUACUUUCCAAGGAGAUGCAAAGUACCAAACAGCCGAAUUCCAGAGAGAAUAUUAGAGCAUGACCGGAUCGUUUGGUUUGGGGACUUGAAUUACAGGAUUGCUUUGAAUCAUACUGAAACGCUAAAGCUGCUGAAGAAGAGGGAAUGGGAAACUUUGCUCAGCAAGGAUCAGCUGAAAAUUGAGAGAGAAGCAGGUCGAGUAUUCAAAGGAUGGAGGGAAGGGCUAAUCAAAUUUGCACCUACUUAUAAGUAUUCUUACAAUUCAGACUCUUAUCUUGGAGAGACCAACAUCUCUCCAAGCAAAAGAAGAACUCCAGCUUGGUGUGACAGAAUAUUAUGGACGGGAGAUGGGGUACAUCAAUUAUCCUACGAACGCAAGGACUCCAAUCGAUAUCAAUUCUCUGACCACCGGCCUGUCUGUGCAACCUUUUCCAUGGAAGUUUCAGUUAGGGAAUCAUCUUAUUCAAACUUCCUCAAAAUUGAAGUCGAAGAACUCUUACCAAAAUAACAUUUAAGUGCAGAAAAGGUACUGACGUAUACUGUUAUAGUUGAAGACUGAAGAUAUACCCAUUUUUUAGCUGCUGACUUGCACCACAAGUGAUAAGUUGUAGGCAAUUCUUUUUGAGCUACCGCUUCUUCCAUCUAGCUCCUUAGAAUUUUGUACAGAGCAAUUUUUUUUUUUUUUUUUAAUCUUUCUUCUCUUUGCUAAAUGUAUCAAUAGUGGCAUUGGUCGCUUCAUAGGUAUUUUUCGUCUUUUGAUUUGCUCGCGUAACGAAAAUGUGAGCAAGGCAAAAGAGGUUAAUUUUUUCAAUGCAAUGUAUAUAUUUUGAUGUUAUUGAUAUAUAGGCUGUUAGCAGGGGCGAAUUUUAAAUAUUUCAAUUUUGGUGUAUAAAGAAUUUUGGAUCUUUCUACGUUA